AUGCAAAUGAGCGGUGAAUGGCACAAGUGGCAUGCAUACAAUUUUAUUUUAUGUGGUCUCACGGAUGAACUGAUCAAACUUGGAGCCAAGCCGAGUGUAAAGAUGAAAGUACUUUGGAUAUGGGUUCGAUAUAUUCAAAAAUUUCAAGUCAAAGAGGACUUACAAGUGAAAAGUAAAAAUGGAAAUGACAGCCUAGGUUUCAGCAAAGUAUCAUUUCAAGCUGACAGUGGUAAUAGUGAACCAGAAGAAGACUCGGAAGUCAAACAAAAGAAAAACAAAGCAGCAGAGAAAUUCACCAAGGAAAUUAAAAUUGUUACUAAAGGCUUAUUACUAGCCAUACUGUAUGUAGCACUUAAUUUGGACCGAAGCAAUAUCCAGCUCUACCAUUUAUUCAGGUUCAUAAAAGAGGGAAGAUUGAGUUUCUUGAACUGCAACAAGUACAUACCGAAAGAAAUUGAUACAAAGACAAUACCACAUUGGAAAAGCUUCUCACUGUGCCAGAGUGACUAUACCUCGCACACAAUCCGAGCAUACGCUAUGGCCUGCAUCAAAACACUGAAUCUUGGUCUACCAUUUGUGCCAGAUAUGAAUAAAAUUAUAAAUAACUACAUUAAAGAGCUUUGCCUACCAAAAGACUUCAAAAACCUAGUCCUAUCACUUAUGCUGUGCUAUCCCUGCGACUAUUUGGAUAUUGACAAGGUAACACAGAAAACUUUGCUGCGUCUCCCAGAUUACGAAGGCGUUGCAAUGGCAUACGUCGUAGUCGCGCUCAAGAUGUGCUUCGGUCUGGACGGUGAGUACGAGGAGCGCUUAUCGGAUGCAGUUGAUAAAAUCAACAACGAAGAGAACUAUGUGAAAUCGCACAAACUGGGGAUGUUCUCCGAUAGCUCCGACAGGCUGUUCUCGUUUCGCGAAUGGGCGCGGUUCUUGCAGUUUAGGAAGACCAUCCUGAGUCAGCAUUACUUGCCUAUGGCCAGACAGUUCAAUCAAGAGGUGGACGAUUACGUUCUGAUGGAGCAAUGGGAGGAGAGAGCCACGCGCCCCAUCAAGCUAAGGGAUGAAGUCACGAUGGACAUUCUGAACAAAAUCCCAUUGAAGGGCGACAUUAAUGUUAUACCCAAAUCGAAAUUCGUCGCGUGUCUCACACCGAUGGCGAACUACACGGACGCUAUUCUUAACUAUGUCCACGAUAAUGAAUUGAGAUUGCUACUGAGCGAAGAUUUCAGCCAAUAUUCCUUAAAAUACGCCACGGAAAGUUUGACUCUUCUUAAUGACGCAACGAGAGAGAAUUUAAUUGUAGGUGUAAAUGAAAGCAAUAAAAUAGUAGAUAGAAAAAUAGAGGAGUAUUUUGAUUCUAAGAAGGGUGACUUGACUAUGGUGUUCGUAAGAAACUGUGAGAAUAAAAAUUGGCUGAAGACUAAUCCUCCGAAGGCACAGCACAUUACGAAGAUCAGCGAAAAUGAGACUUGCGAGAGCGAUCAUGGCUAUGACUCGAACAUAGAAAGUAGCCCUGUAAAGCAGAGUGAUUCAGAAGUUAUCGGUGAAAAGGAUUUAAAACUUAAAUGCGUUGAAGACGAAAAUGAUAAAGUCAACAUAUUCGAUGAUAGUUUUGUGGAUUUACUUCCGACAGAAAAGUAUGAGGAAUUAGUCGAACCGCCAGAACAGUACGAUUGGCUGGAAAAUGUGCAAGAGGAUGGUGAAAUAGAUUUGAGUAGUUUGAAUAGAGAUAAAAUCAUUGAUGAACUAGUUUCUCUGGCCUGCAAAAGGCACAGAGUAACAAUGCCGUUGGCGUACGUAGCGAGGGAGCCUAGGAAGCGUAGACGCGACUAUGUUGAAAAUGAAGAUGGAGAGAGAGUGUACAAAAAAAAGAAACCCAGUGCGAGACGGAACGAAGUUCAAAAGAAAAUCGACAACAUGAUAGUGGCGUAUUACAACCACUUAAACAAUUGCAGCAUGGCGAACGUUCUUAAAAGUCUCCAUGAACCGGAAUUUGAAACGUUGGAAGGCAUUGAUUCGUGCCUUCGGCCGACUGUUCAGAUUGGACCCCUAUUCGACACUGGCGACUCUACUGUCGAUCUGAACGAAAUAUCCCCGACGCUGCCUGACGACAACCUACUCGAUAUGCCCGCUGAUAAUUAUGAAGUGAACACGCGAAGCGCAAAAGCCGACUCGAAUUUCGAUGAGAAAACGCACAACAUAGAACAGCUGUACGUGAAAUUGAAGCAAGACGUCGCGGUCGGUGAGCUUAGCUUCGAGAAAAUAAGCGAGGAUCCGGACCUCGACGAAAUAAUAACGAAGAAGAUAGAGCAAUUCAAAGUCUACGAAAACGCCGUUUGCUUCGAAACAGAUAAAGGAAACGAAAUCGAAUACAACAGCAGCGACACGGAUGGCGAAAGCGACGAUCAAGAGACGGAUCAUAGGGAACGGGACAGAGCGAGGCAAAAGGAGAGUUUGGAACCGUUGGUGAGGGUUCCGGAAGGCACGAAAACGUUCAAAUAUUGGCUCAGACAUUACAGCACACGUAUCUUGGGAAAGAACUUGGAUUUGCAUCAGAAAUUCGACAUGGAGCUGAGAGAGAAAUGUCCCGCGAGUUUUAACUUGAUCAUCAACGAAUGCGCCGCGAUUCUAGGCUGUUCGGUGUACUGCCUCUAUAAGGGCUUGCAGAACUUGGAGGCAGUUAUAAUCGCAAAGGCCAAACAAGAGCGUAAAUGCGAUAUGAAA
Iphiclides podalirius (scarce swallowtail) is the source of this 2721-nucleotide messenger RNA. Lineage: Eukaryota; Metazoa; Arthropoda; Insecta; Lepidoptera; Papilionidae. The record is from the annotation of a GenBank genome assembly.